Molecule: messenger RNA, 1116 nt
Organism: Verticillium alfalfae VaMs.102
Lineage: Eukaryota; Fungi; Ascomycota; Sordariomycetes; Glomerellales; Plectosphaerellaceae
Exons: 3
Coding region: 1-1116 (371 amino acids)
Source: RefSeq, a predicted model, not a curated record
AUGCGCCAACGGCUGGCCGGGGGUCUCUCUCUCACGACGGCACGUUCAUCGCAGCCCAUUUCUACCCAUGUGUUCGUCGAUACGUGUUGUCCCAUCGUAGGCGUCAUGACAGAUUCUCUUGACCGAUACGUGGUUGGCGUCGUCUGGAUGCACCAGUCGCUGGUCCAACGUCCACUACCAGGGGAUCCACAUAAUUGGACAAAGACUGAAGAUCCUCGUGAUGUCCAGAAGCUCGUCAACUAUUUCAACGACGUCGGAGCAGACAGGGUUCGAUUGCGUGCCGCCGAGUUCCAGGUUUGGGGCCGCAUCGCGGGGGAGGCCCUGGAGCAACUCACUGCGUCUUUACAGGUGUCCGAAUCCGCCUUACGGGAGACCGUUACCAACGGGAAGCAUCUGCAUCUACGUGGCGAUUUUUCAAUACAAUGUUUCGGCAACGGGCAUCUCCUGGACGUCGCAGCCACAUGGUCUAACGACGAAUGCUGGCCCGUUCGUCUGCACUGCUUUGAUCUCGGUCUGAAACCCUGGUCGAUGCGGCCCGUUGUGACGAGAUGGUGGCGAUGUACCUCAAUUCGGAUGCAUCAAGUAUGGGAAGAGAUUCUCGGGGGCGGGACACACCUACCACCGCUCCGCGACCUGCAGUCCGUCAGGCUUCUCCAAGGCAGAGCACCAUGCGCCAGCACUGACGACCGCGACUUUAUUCAGCGAAAGAUGAGCAACGGCGAGCUGUUCCGCCACGUCACAGACUCAGCAGAGCGAGAUGUCCUUCUGGGGAAUAUAAUCAAGGUCCGAGGAAUCAUCUGCAACUUUGAGCUGUUUGAUGGAAACAUGAAAUAUAUGUCUAUCGGCGCUAAAAUCCUCAAGACAAUCUUCACGCUGUCCAUGACUGACAAGGCCACCGAGUUAGCUGAUCGCACCGAAACCAGCAUAUCAUACCGUCCUCCGCGAUUUUUCGCUGAGGUUCAAGCUGAGCGUCCGACCCUGUACAGUUCGCUUCGCGAGCUCUGGGAUGAUUCGCGGUUGCCAGUCUCAGAAUGCGAAGAAGGUGUUUAUACUCGCCUGACUGGUCCACCGUGCGCCGAGGCGGCCUUCCUGGGCUUAAUCCUACCCACGCUAUGA